Messenger RNA from Siniperca chuatsi (mandarin fish), 2555 nucleotides. RefSeq names its product serine dehydratase-like (gene sdsl). NCBI's taxonomy places the organism in Eukaryota, Metazoa, Chordata, Actinopteri, Centrarchiformes, Sinipercidae. The coding region runs from base 1069 to 2037 and encodes 322 amino acids. Gene Ontology annotation, molecular function: threonine deaminase activity; L-serine ammonia-lyase activity; pyridoxal phosphate binding. The record is from RefSeq and is a predicted model, not a curated record. Gene Ontology annotation, biological process: L-threonine catabolic process; L-serine catabolic process. The transcript is spliced from 8 exons.
CGUACAGUACAAGUUAAUAAUGUACGUCAUUAAGUUGGUUUACAUUGUAACUCACAGUACGUCACGUAACGUUUUGUAUUUUAUAUUAGCUGCGUCACACAGUCAGUGUACAACCAGCUAGCUUUUGAGUAUGGGAGCUAACACAGCUUGCAGAACACUUAUUUCAGGACAAAGGUUCUCUUAAAGAUUGAGAAACAAAUAUACACUUUGAACUUAAUAGAUCAAUUAACCCUAAUCACAAGAAAUAGCUACAUAAAUAAUUGAAAAUAAAAUUAUCCCCAAUGCGAUCAAGACAUGCAGACGGUUUUGGUUGUUUGUAUGUCUGCUGCCAACCCAAUACCAUGGUGGAAUGAAUGGGUUUUGUUUGUGGUGUUCAAAAAAUGUGCCUUUCCAGAAACAAUGCCCCAGUUACUAUAAUUCCUAAUAAUUCCCAGAUGUCACUUUGAACAGUUUGCACUAGAGCUAUUUUAUAUUGAAAUCAAGUUGCACACAGAGAUACAACACAUUUUGAAAUGUGGUCCACUGAUUUUGAAUGCCAUUCUGUGAGGGAUCUUUGUUGUUUUUUUGUUUUUGGUAUUUAAUUCAGAAAAUAUGGUUCUAUUGAACAACAACAAACGAUCAAACAAUAAUGAAUUAUUGCCCAGCUCUACUUAACGUAGCUUUACUUUCGUUAGGUGUCGCCACUCUGAAUGUGUUGCAAACUUUUUCUAGAAAUCCUCUUACGAUUUUACUGCUUUUCCAUGUUUAUGUGCACAUGCCUACUACUAUUACUACUAGUUUCCAGCUGCACCUGAAGGCAGCACUGGCCAUGCAUAGCACACAAUAGGGUAGGAAACAUCAUUGACACCUAUUAGUAUCGGUAGUAAAUAUAAAGUAUUUUUCCUGUACUUGUCUUGAAAGACAGAUUGAAGUACUGGUGGCUGUUAACUAUUUCUCUACUUUAUCCAAUCAGUAGCUUUUUUCUGAAGCUUUCAACCGCAUUUCACAGUCCUCAUCAGUGGGUGGCGUUGGCUCACUCGUCAUCACGCUCAGCUUUCUACUCGUCUUAACACGAUAUUAGGUGCACCAAUGGCGAAGCAUUUCCACCUGAAUACGCCGCUGCUGGAAAGCGUCAGCAUGUCCAAACGCGUGGGAACCACCGUGUACCUGAAGAUGGAGAAUUCACAGCCCUCUGGCUCGUUCAAGAUCCGUGGCAUUGGACACCUCUGCCAGCAGCUCGCCAGACAGUCCAAAGGAGUUGUCUGCUCUUCAGGUGGUAAUGCAGGUAUGGCUGCAGCCUACGUAGCCAGAAAAAUGGGUGUACCAGCCACCAUCGUAGUUCCCUCCUCUUCUCCUCAGCUGGUCGUUCAGAGACUCCAGGAUCAGGGUGCUGCUGUCAAGAUUACAGGCAAGGUUUGGGAUGAUGCCAAUGCAGAGGCUCUCAGACUGGCAGCGACUGAGGGACUCACCUACGUUCCUCCAUUCGAUCACCCCCUGCUCUGGCAGGGCCACGCCAGUAUGAUCACAGAGGCCGCAGCCUCUCUGGGUCCCAGUGUGAAGCCCGGAGCUGUGCUGGUGUCUGUGGGCGGAGGGGGCCUCCUCUGUGGGGUCAUCCAGGGCCUGAAGGACGUAGGUUGGACGGAUGUACCCAUCAUUGCCAUGGAGACGGUGGGGGCCGACUGUUUCAACGCUGCGGUUAAGGCGGGGAGGGUGGUCACCCUGGAUGACAUCACCAGUGAGGCUAAAUGUCUUGGAGCAAAGACAGUUUGCAAGAAAGCUUUUGAAUACAGCCAAUGCAGCGAGCUUACAAUCAUUUCUGAACUCGUGACUGACCAGCAGGCUCUGCAGGCUGUCGAAACAUUCCUGGAUGAGGAGCGAGUGUUGGUGGAGCUGGCGUGCGGAGCAGCAUUAGCAGCUGUCUACAGUGGACUUAUACGUAGACUACAGGAUGAAGGUCGGCUGCCGACUCUCUUGGGCCCCCUGCUGGUGGUCGUGUGCGGUGGCAGCAGCGUCGACGUGAAGCAGCUGACCAACCUCAGACACAAACUGCAGACUUAAACUACCGCAUGUGUGCUAAUGUGUGUUUAAGUCACAUUCAGAUGCAAUGAAGUUUCUUAGAAAACCCAAAUAAAUGUCUUCAGUUAUAAAUAAUUGAGUGAGUCAUUACAUGUGAAUAUGUUUUAACCAUCCUCAGCUCACUAAACUGUCAGAAUUCCAUGACUAGGUUUCCCCACAUGGUGGUGUCACAGUUCACUGUUCAGAAAUACACUGGCCAUCCACAGCACUGACAGUCUGAGGCAUAACAAAAUAUUUGUUAAAACUAGUUUUGCUCUUACAUUUUGUAUUAAUUUGAACAAUUAAUUUGACACUACACUCAAAUAUUUGUGCAUUUGAGUCUUCUCUUGGUCUUUUUGUGGAUAUAUUUGCAGCCUUGGAUCCAAUGCACUAAUAUAUUUUAGAUGAAAACUACAGACCUUUAAUGCUGGAUUGUCUUGUGUCAUUUUAUGCUAACAUUGUAAUCUCUUGCAUGCUCUGUAACACGAUAUUGUCUAUUAUUAAAAAGCACCUCAAAAUGA